This is a messenger RNA of Oncorhynchus keta (chum salmon), 3734 nucleotides long. Its product is annotated as terminal uridylyltransferase 7-like. The transcript has 26 exons. The coding region runs from base 159 to 3683 and encodes 1174 amino acids. Gene Ontology annotation, molecular function: RNA uridylyltransferase activity; nucleic acid binding; zinc ion binding. The record is from RefSeq and is a predicted model, not a curated record. NCBI's taxonomy places the organism in Eukaryota, Metazoa, Chordata, Actinopteri, Salmoniformes, Salmonidae.
ACGUCAUCAGGAAACAUGUUUUGCUCUUCCCCUGGAAACUCUUGUGCGUAGAACAUUGUGUUGGUGCGGAAGGUGUUUGUGGCCAACUAGCGAUACCAUAACGAAUAAACACAGGAGUAUGCUGCCCAUACAAACACUCAAGGCCUAGUAGAAACACCAUGGAAGAGUCAGGAGGCAGGCCACGCUACCCCAAGAAGGAAGGCCGGGAGAGGGGCCCGGUAGCAGACGAGGCUGAGACCUGGAGGAACCAGGAUGCAGGGAGAGGAUACAGCCCCAAGCCGGAGAGGCGUGGCCAGGGGAAGAGGGGAGGCCACGGAGGGCUUCACCACGCCAGCUCCAAGAAGGGAGCGAUGGAGCCCCAGAGCAGCUCCCCUGCAGGGGGAUUCAAGGAGGGCCACAGCCCCUCACAGAGGGAGGACUUCCAGAGAGCCAGGUACCCAGAGAGCCAGCAGGCCGAGGACCGGGAGGAGAACUGGAGAGAGCGCCCGACACAACGCUGGAGGAGAACUUCUCAGGGAGAGGACAGGGAGCAGAGGAGAGACAAUGUUGACAACACACAUCACUCAGGGGGCAGGAAUCGUAGAAACCAUAACUGGAGGCGGGGUCUAGGUGAGGAGGACCAUGGGCCAGUGGUGGAUGAGUCGGCUCUGUCAGCCAAAGAGCUGCUGGGACUGAAACAGGCGGAGGACAAGAUUGGCAGGGAGAAGAUCUUCCGUCUAAAGAAGAGGUCCCACAGUAACCCCAGUGCUGUCUACUCCUGCUCUCUGUGUGAGGUACUGCUGGACUCUAUCUCUGAAGCUCACAGACACAUCAAAGACAAGUGGCACAAGAGGAGAGCCAAGGAGCGUUGUGAGGAGGAGAUGCUGACGGAGAUUGCGCCCCCCAAGGCAGAGCAGGUGGCAGCAGUGGGCAUGGCCCUGGAGUGUGUGGUCAGAGAGAGGGGGAUGAGUGACCAGGAUGUAGAGAACAGGCAAAAGAUCGUCUCCAACAUGCAGGAAGUCCUAACAGCCGUCCUGCCUGAGGUGAAACUCAGGCUCUAUGGGUCUUCCUGCACCAAGUUUGGUUUCAAAGAUUCUGAUGUCAACAUUGAUAUCCAGUUCCCCCCUCAUAUGCAUCAGCCAGACGUUCUGUUGCUGGUCCAGAAGAGUCUGUCAGUCAGCCAUCUCUACGGUAACCUGGAGGUGGACUUUCAUGCCAGGGUUCCGGUGGUCAUCUGUAAAGACAAGGACAGUGGUCUGGUGUGUAAGGUGAGCGCAGGAAAUGACAACGCCUGCCUGACCACCUCCUUCCUGUUUGAGCUGUCCAGUCGGGAGCCUCUCCUGCUGCCACUGGUCCUGGGUUUCAGACACUGGGCCUGGAUCUGUCACGUGGACCGAGCGGAGGAGGGAGGUCUGCCUUCGUACGUCCUGGCUCUCAUGGUCAUCUACUUCCUCCAACAGAGGAAACGGCCCGUCCUCCCUGCCUACCUGGGACACGAGAUAAAGGAGUUCUCCAUCAGCAGGCUACAUGACUUCAGUCUAACCUACAUGGAGGAUGGCUGUGUCCACUGGGGUUACUACCCCGUCUCUAAGGACUCCUCUUCACCCCCAGAAAUCUUCAGGGAGGGCAAGGUUCCUCUGGUGUUCCAGAGCGCUGUCUCUCCACCAUCGGUGGGUCUUCUGUGGGUGGAGAUGCUGCGUUUUUAUUCGCUGGAGUUCAACAUGACGGAGUGUGUCAUCAGCGUGCGCACCAGCCUCGUCUUAUCACGGGACGCCAAGGACUGGCCCAAGAAACGCAUUGCCGUGGAGGAUCCGUUUGCUGUGAAGAGGAACGUGGCUCGUACAUUGAACAGCCAACAGAUGUACGAGUACAUCCUCCACUGCCUCAAAUCGACCUACAAGUACUUCGCCCUGCCCCUCAGCCUUCCAUCAGCCAACCACAAGAUGGCAGGGCCUCGAGGAGCUAAUUACAAGCAAGGGCCUCGUCAGAAGGCUCUGAGUGACGUGAGCCGUGUCCAAUCAGGGUUGAGCAGUCUCAAACUGGAGUCUCAGGCAGCCAAUGGGCAGAAAGGAGAGGCGGGCUUUAAGCAGGACUCUGACUGUAUGGUGGAGGAAGAGGAGGAGAGCCCUUCAGACUCUGAUAACGAAGGAGAGAAAGAAGAUGAGGAUUUGGGGAAGAACAGCCUAUCGGAGGAGGAAGAGGAGGAUGAAGAGCUAGAUGAGGAAGUAUAUCCCAGACAUCACCUAGACAGUGUGAACACGGAGGACGAAGAGCUGUUCCCAUUGGACGAGGUCUCGGAGGAGCUUCUCUCAGACGAGGAGGGGCCAGACCUAGACACUCCCAGUUCAUUGGACGAGGAGGAGGUAGCCUCGCCCAAACAGGAUGUGCUUGACAACAAGACCGAGGGGGCCAGUGGUCUCUGCUAUGGCUUCAUCAGACAGGCCUUCACCCGUGGAAAGGUAGGUAGAUAUGAGAGCAUGAAUGUUUUGGUUCAAAACAGGUUUUGUCUCCUGCAGGGUCUGGACUGUAUCAGCAUUAUAGAGUCUCUGGCCAGACUCCUGAGGAAACACCCAGGUCUGAGGAACAUCCUCCCCAUCACCACGGCUAAGGUCCCCAUCGUUAAGUUCUACCACGCCAGGACCGGCCUGGAGGGAGACAUCAGUCUCUACAACACGCUGGCCUUACACAACACGCGUCUGUUGGCGUCGUACGCUGCCAUCGACCCCCGAGUCAAGAUGCUGUGUUAUGUCACGAAGGUGUUUGCCAAGUUGUGUGAUAUCGGAGGUGAUGCAUCCUCUACAGGAGGUAAGUCUAGGAACCCACCUGUUAUACCUGUACUACAGGAGGUAAGACAGAGGAACCCACCUGUUAUACCUGUACUACAGGAGAUUUAUGACGAGGAGAAGAAGCCUGAGGUUUUGGUAGAUGGAUGGAAUGUCUACUUCUACGAUGAUCUGGAUAAACUGCCUGAGCGCUGGCAGCAGAAGAACCUGGAGUCUGUAGGUGCUCUGUGGCUGGGCCUGCUGCAGUUCUACACCGAGACCUUUGACUUCAGAGAACACGUCAUCUCCAUCAGACAGAGCGCAGCUCUCACCACCUUCAACAAGCAGUGGACCUCUAAGUACAUCGUCAUCGAGGAUCCUUUUGACCUGAACCAUAACCUGGGAGCUGGCCUGUCCAGGAGAAUGACCAACUUCAUCAUGAAGGCGUUCAUCAAUGGCAGAAGUGUGUUUGGAACAACAGUCAAAGCCUACCCUCCUGAGUACACUAGUCCAAUGGAGUUCUUCUUUGAUCCUGAGGUGCUGACAGAGGGACAGCUGGCUCCUAACGACCGCUGCUGCAGGAUAUGUGGCAAGAUCGGACACUUCAUGAAAGACUGCCCCAUGCGCAGGAAGUCUAGGCAGCGUCGUGAACAGGAGGACCGAGCAGAGGGAAGGAGGGACUGGGCGGAAGGGGGCAGGGAACAUCGUCAGGGUGAAUACUGGAGAAGACAGGAAGAGAAACGGUGCUGCUUCCUGUGUGGAAGCCACGCCCACAUCAAGAAAGACUGCCCCCAGUACAGAGGACCAGCUGGGGCCUUCUCUUCAUCUCCCUCUACGAGCCACAUGAGGAAUUUGAGAGAGAGAAAAACAGGACUCACCUCAACCUGGUCUAAUCCUAGUGUGUUUGUUUGUUUGUCCAGGACUCACCUCAACCUGGUCUAAUCCUAGUGUGUUUGUUUGUCCAGGACUCACCUCAACCUGGUCUAAUCCUAG